Molecule: messenger RNA, 1149 nt
Organism: Peniophora sp. CBMAI 1063
Lineage: Eukaryota; Fungi; Basidiomycota; Agaricomycetes; Russulales; Peniophoraceae
Source: the annotation of a GenBank genome assembly
AUGCCACCGCUCAUGUUAGAUCGCUCACUGGCUGCACACGCCUUCUGCUUCUGCCCCUUUGUCGUUGCUACCACGAUACCGCGACACUGUAUACCUUGGCUUGCGGUGCGGAUUGCACUCGUCGCUGAGGCGGUCGUAGGUUUCUUGCUGAGCGUAUUGGCAGUACUCCUCGUCUACUGGUUCCCUGCUCUUGCGCAACGCAAACCGCCAACCGCGAUAGUCGAACCGAUACACGCAAAGCCCGCAAAGCGGCGGCCCAAGCUGAUUCCCAUUCAGACGGUGGUGGCGGCUCCCAAAACUGCCUCGCCACUCGCCGAGUCCGCGCCCGGGAGGGAUGCCUUACCUGUUCGCCCUCCCUUGGCAACACCAGCCAUCGUUUUAACCGCUGAACGAAGUCCGGUCACCAAUGUCACGACGCCACUGCCCACGGUCAUAGAAAGAGUGGUACUGCACACUCCUCCGGUCUCGCAACCUCCGUCCCCUCACUGCUUGUCGCCCGCACCUUCAGUGCAUUGCAAGGACUCCGAAUCGACCCAUGCCACUUCUGUGGCCUCCGAGUCAUCUGUCAAGCGUUGCCGCAAGGCGACUCUUGAGGCUCUCUCACGCGGCCGUCCAGUGUCCAUGCCUCCCAUGGAGCGCGCUCAGACCAUGUGCGGGGUGAAGGGUGUGAAGGAACCCUCUCCUUCACCGCCACGGCGUCAUCAAACGAUCAGCAUGCGCUCUAUGCGAGCAUCGCUCCUCCCAGAGCCCAUCCGUCUACUAUCUAUGAGUCCGCGUGCAUCGGAGAAGGACUGCAUUCUGGGGAGGGAAAUAGCCGGGAAAGAGAAGCGGAAGUCGAGAGAGACAGGGAAGAGUAGGGAGAAGGAGAAGAACGUCAAAAGCAAACGCGCUACGGCACGAACGGAUCCGUAUGCUGCACCGUUCUUCUUCCCUAGCCCUGCUUCUCCGGACGCGGGCCAGUACACCGCGACGUUUCGAGAACGACCAACACCUACGCCGUCACCCAUCGCCAGCCCUCUGAUAGCUCCUGCGCUCACACCGCUUUCUUCCGCUUCCCCUCCAGCUGCACCAAUUGUGGGCGGUAGCCUCAAGGGCAAACGUCGCUUAUUUGGCUCGCACAAACGACAUAAGAGUGACGUUACCUCAUGA